UGCAAUCAUAUGAUAAACUUUUUUCGAAUGGCGAAGAAGGAACAGAAUAAAUUUCAUUAGUAAACCUGUGUUACAAAUGCAAAAGGCCUGCAUUAUGAAAAUCAGAUACAUGAUGAUCUUGUUUUGGCCCAUCUCUGUACUAUUAUCUGACAAAAGCCAGACUUCUAAAACAGAAGUCAAGUAUAACUUCACUGAAAAGAAUUACACUUUGAUUCCAGCAGAUAUCAGUAAUAAUGUUAGUAUACUUGACCUCAGUUAUAACCAAAUUACUCUGAACUUAACAGACAUCAAAGUGCUAGAGAUGUACUUUUUACUUAUUGAGCUCUACUUGAAUCAGAACAGUAUCAGUAUCUUACAUAAUAAUAGUUUUAUUAAUCUGUCCAGCCUACAAAUCUUACAUAUCUGUAGAAAUUCCAUCAAUGUAAUUCAAAAGGAUGCAUUUAUGGGCUUAAGUAAGCUAAAAGAGUUAUAUCUGUGCCAAAACAAAAUAUUACAACUGAACCCAGAAGUGUUUGUGCCUUUAAGCAACCUGAAAGUUCUCAAUCUGCAAGACAAUCUGAUGAACUACUUUGAUAGACCACAACUAUUUCAUCUGGAAUUAAUAAUUUUGUACAGAAAUCCAUGGAACUGCACUUGUAGACUAUUCAAUUUACAGAACUGGUUGAACACAUCAAAUGUAAUACUAGACUAUGAGAACCUCACUAUGUGUACCUAUCCAGACAACCUGAAGAGUUACAACAUCAAAACAGUGCCAUUUACACCUGAAUGCCACUCAAAACUGAUUUCAGCUACAAGUGAAGAUCUUUACAUUCAUUUUCAGUCCUUUAACAAUUCAACUUUUAAUAGUUAUUUAAACAAUGCAACAAGAAAUCCAGAACAUGAACCGCUUGGAAAAAGCUGGGCUUUCCUUGUUGGUGUCGUUGUCACUGUCCUGGUGACUUCCCUCCUCAUCUUACUUGCUGUCAAAUGCCCAGUCUGGUACAAGUUUCUGCUUAGUUACAAUCAUCAUCGCCUAGAAGAGCAUGAAGUGGAAACCUGUGAAGACGGCUUUAGUGCAAAUACAAAUUCUCCUUCACAGAUACCACAUAUAAACUCUGAUGACACCAUAGUAAUAUUUGAACAAUUACAUUCAUUUGCCAUAGAUGAUGAUGGGUUUAUUGAAGACAAAUACAUAGAUACCCAUGAACUAUGUGAACAAAAAUAAUGUCUUUCAUUGUUUGAAGUUUGAAAAGUACUAUCAGUCUGCUCAUAGUUUAGACAUGGAGAUUUUUAAUGUAACAAAACUACAGCUAGUAGACCUUCACCUCAGUUAGUACUAUAUAUAAAUAUAUUAAAAUUAUGUUUAAGCUGAUAUACCAUAUAGUCUGUGAAACAGAAUUGGCUCAUGUUUAUAAUACAUAUUCACUUAUGUUUCUAAAGCCAGUUUGUCUCUAUUUUUUAUUGUUAAUUUAUUUUAUAGUAGAGAAUGACUGUUAGCAAAGCAGAAUUACUCUUAAGGGGUGAAGUGGGCAGUUCCCUUAAGACAAGCUGUGCUAGCUUGGAAGAUGUUGGGGCCUGGAGGUUUAUCCAAUUAGGUAUGGUUGCUAGGUGGUCCUCCUCAAAUGGAUAGGCACUGUGCAGAGGCUGCCUGAGUGUGUACACAAGAAUAUUUGGUGAUCUUUGCUCUUCUUAUUUGAUGUUCUCUGCCCUUCCAGGUUUAACCUUGAUAUAGAGUGAGCUCCACCAGGAUAGGAGAACAUUAUCUUGAUGGCAGUAACCACUGGAGUUUUAGAAUUGUGUAUGGCAGCCUGAGGCAUUCCCUCUCUCCCUGGUUACAAUUUCUCUGUGUAGCUCUGGCUAGCUUCAAAUUCAUGGUAUAGUUCAGGUUGACCUUGAACUCCAGAACCUUUCUUUCUCCAAAGUGCUGGGAUUACAGACAUAGUUCACAACAUCCAGUUUUAAUUUUGAAAAUAAGCUAAUUAUCAGAACAUUUAUGAACACAGUCUAAACUAGUUGGCAUUUACUAUUUUUAGGCAGGUUAUAUACAAAACAUACAUUAUUUACAGAUAUGAAACAGAUUACUAAUAUAACUAUUAAUGCAAAUAAGGUAAUGUAAAUAGCCUGCUAAUAAUGUGUCUUUCAUGGACUAAAUGGAACUAAAAUAUUAUACCUCAAAUUAGUUUGAGUUAAAAUCAUAAAUGGUAUAUCUGAAGACAUCUUUAUUUAUCUUAGAUUAUUAAGUUGCUGGAACAGAACAUAUGUAUAUAAUUUGGUCAUUUUAUCUGUAUACAAUUUAGCCAUUUAGAGAUAAUUAAGAAAACAUACAUUAACAAUAAAAUUUCCAUUGUAAACAUCUAUUUUAAAUUUUAAAAGGCAAUAGGAGA
Dipodomys ordii (Ord's kangaroo rat) is the source of this 2363-nucleotide messenger RNA. RefSeq names its product leucine rich repeat containing 19 (gene Lrrc19). The transcript is spliced from 5 exons. Bases 77 to 1204 code for a protein of 375 amino acids. The record is from RefSeq and is a predicted model, not a curated record. Gene Ontology annotation, biological process: interleukin-8 production; positive regulation of non-canonical NF-kappaB signal transduction. Gene Ontology annotation, cellular component: plasma membrane. Gene Ontology annotation, molecular function: protein binding; signaling receptor activity. Lineage: Eukaryota; Metazoa; Chordata; Mammalia; Rodentia; Heteromyidae.